AUGCCAGAAGAAUUCUACACUUUCACAGGCUGUGUGGUUAUCACGCCGGACAACGUUCGUCAGUGGACGACUGUCAUGAAGCGCUAUCUUCACGGUGCCCCUCUUUGCCUGCAAGAAGGCAUGAGUGGAUCUGGCCGCCUCUCGGCAGCCGGAGCAGCUGUGGGUCUCAAGAUCGCCUUCCCCGUGGACUACAGAUAUGGAUGGGACUUGAAGCAGCCUGAACAUCGACGCCUACUGGAUCAGUGCAAACAAGAACUGGGUGUCCGUGUUCACUACUGGUCCCCACGAUGUGCUCCUUGGUCUGUUCAGUCAAAUCGAUCACCUCCAGAUAAACGCGACAAAGCCCGACAAGCAGAAGGAUCGACUUUGGACUGGGUAGCCCAGCACAUGGACGACGACCAGGAGCGGGAUGAGGCAUCUAUCGCCGAGAACCCUCGGUCUUCCUCGAUAUUCAGCAAGAGCCCGCUCAAGAAGGUUACCGAGUCACCAUCGUUCACCCUGGGUGACAACAAAAGGUAUCACACUGAUCAAUGUCAGUUUGGCGCGAUCGACGAGACGGGCCUACCUACACAGAAGGCAACGGCUCUCUUGGCGACUGGCAUUCAACUCCGACAUUCAGUACGACAGUGCAAAGGCGAGAACAAGUGCAAGGACCACGGCAUCUUGCAGGGCAGAGUUGGAUCUAUCCACCGCACAGCACUUUCGGCAGUAUAUCCUUGGUUGUUCUGUUUGGCCCUGCUCAUGGACGUUGCUACGCACAUCGGCAAUGACACGGUGCAGCACAACAUCGGCUCGAACGUUCAGCGUUUCGGCAGGAGCCAGUCUCACUUUGUUGGCUGGACAUGCGAACGGUGCAAGCAUGGAGCUAAGAAGGUCGGUCCCGAUGGCCAACAGGCCCAGUACUUGCUGAGCCGCCAGCUCCAGCGCCUGAACCAGACGGUGCAGGUGACGAUCAACCAAUACUACCAGAAGAUGCAGAUGAUGAUGCAGACACUGGGGAUCCUCCUCCCGUACCUCCUCCUGUACCCCAAGGAUCACGACCUCCUAGGAAAGCCUUAA
Molecule: messenger RNA, 1059 nt
Organism: Prorocentrum cordatum
Lineage: Eukaryota; Dinophyceae; Prorocentrales; Prorocentraceae
Source: the annotation of a GenBank genome assembly